CCUUCCAUCCUCCGUCAACAAUACCCUACUGUGCCAUCUCACUGCGUCGAUUACUAUUCAAUGCUUGCGUGGCCCGGAUUUGUUUCAUGCCAUGCAAUUCAAAUAGUGCUCCCUUCUGCUACUUUUUGUUGCCACUUCCUAACUCACGCUUCAUUCGAGAUUCUUGUUCAUCAUGUCGCAACCUACCAUUGUGUUGAUUCCCGGUGCCUGGCACGGUCCCCAGCACUUCACAACUUUGAUCAACAGCCUCAAGGAUCUAAAGUUUGAUGUCAUCACUCAGGCACUCCCUAGUCUGAACCCCCAGAAACCUCACGAACAAUCCGUCGCCAAUGAUGCGAAAUUCAUCAGGCAAGAGCUGCUUCUUCCCGUGCUCGGAGAGGGGAAAAACGUCAUACUUUUGAUGCACUCAUAUGGAGGCAUUCCAGGAGCAGAUGCCGCUAAAGGACUCAGCAAGACAGAGCGUCAGUCGUCCGGAGAGAAGGGAGGCAUUGUGGAGCUGAUAUUCAUCUGUGCUUUCCUUACGGGGGAAGGCGAGUCACUGAGCAGCAAGAUUCCAGAGGGACAAGGGGACAGUUGGGCUGUCCCGAUUAAGGACACAGCCCUACUGACUGUCAAUGGACCUAAAGCGAUCUUCUACAACGAUGUAGAUGACGAAACUGCGGAAUGGGCUGUCUCUCUUCUUCUUCCGCAGGCUGCGUCGAGUCUGGAUACGCCAAGUGGACCUCCUGCGUGGCAGGACUCUGCGUAUGACUGCAGACGGACGUAUAUUCAAACAACCAUGGACAAAGCAUUUCCCUUUGUUGGCCAAGAUGCUAUGGUGAAAUACAGUGGGGUUGAAUGGGAUGUCGUGAAGUUGGAGUCAGGUCAUAGCCCUUUCCUCAAUCAUUCGAAAGAGCUCGUGGAUGUUGUGUCCGCCAAAGUCAAGGCCCACGCCAGUUAG
Molecule: messenger RNA, 940 nt
Organism: Periconia digitata
Lineage: Eukaryota; Fungi; Ascomycota; Dothideomycetes; Pleosporales; Periconiaceae
Source: the annotation of a GenBank genome assembly